Messenger RNA from Plasmodium malariae, 768 nucleotides. It is a transcript of the gene CWF7, whose product is annotated as pre-mRNA-splicing factor CWF7, putative. NCBI's taxonomy places the organism in Eukaryota, Apicomplexa, Aconoidasida, Haemosporida, Plasmodiidae. The coding region runs from base 1 to 768 and encodes 255 amino acids. The transcript has a single exon. Gene Ontology annotation, biological process: mRNA processing. Gene Ontology annotation, cellular component: Prp19 complex; precatalytic spliceosome; catalytic step 2 spliceosome. The record is from RefSeq and is a predicted model, not a curated record.
AUGGAGAUACACAAAGAAGCUAGUGAUGAAGAAAAAGAUGAUAACAACAAUCUGGUGGAAGUUAAUAACGACAGUGUAGCUAAUUCUUCAAAUGGAAAAGAAAAAAAUAAGAAACUAUACGAAACAAUUGAUUUGCAUCACUUGGUGAAUGCUCUGCCAUAUAUCGAUUCGUAUGAUAACGAAUUUGAACAAAACGCAAAAAAAAUGGUAGAAGAAGAGAUGAAUUUAAUGAAUAAAAAAAAAGAGAUAAAAAAUUAUUUAAAAAAUUUCCCAGUCCCACAAUCCGUAUAUGUAAAUAAUGAAAAUUCAAUUGUACAAAAUGAGUUAAACAGAUGUGAACAGAAUAAAAAAAUGGACAAGCUAAAUUUAGAAUAUUAUAAUAUUGAAAAUGAUAUAUUAAAUGAUAAUAAGGAUAUAGAAGAAUGGAAAAAAACAUUAAAGAAACAUGAACUAAUUUUAGAAAAUUUACAUAAUGCAUUAAUAAAUAUGGAAUUAAUGAGUAAGUAUAAAGAAGUCAUGUGGUGUGAACAUAUGAAAGUAUUCACACACAUUGAUAUUAACCUGCAAAAUAAUAUUAAAACGCUAAAGGAAGAAAUUGACAAUAUAAACAAACAAAGAAAGCUACAUCAGUUGAGUUACGUUAAUGAUUUAUCCACUUUGCAAAACGAAAGAAAAGAAUUUAAAAGGAAGAAUUCACUCGUUAUUAAUGAAAUAAAAAAGUUAUCGCAUGAAAAUAUGCUUAUGCAGUAUAAGAGAAACAUGAUAUGA